Molecule: messenger RNA, 2915 nt
Organism: Gasterosteus aculeatus aculeatus (three-spined stickleback)
Lineage: Eukaryota; Metazoa; Chordata; Actinopteri; Perciformes; Gasterosteidae
Gene: pfkfb4b
Product: 6-phosphofructo-2-kinase/fructose-2,6-biphosphatase 4b
Biological process (GO): fructose 2,6-bisphosphate metabolic process; fructose metabolic process
Cellular component (GO): cytosol
Molecular function (GO): ATP binding; fructose-2,6-bisphosphate 2-phosphatase activity; 6-phosphofructo-2-kinase activity
Source: RefSeq, a predicted model, not a curated record
UGAAUCAGACUACCAGGGGCUACAGCCCUCAGUUCCACCAGAAGCCGGUCCAACCUCCACGAUGUUGGACAACGAGGAGUUUAUUCUAGACGCGUAUCCGCGGGAGCUCACCCAAAACCCGCUGAAGAAGAUCUGGAUGCCGUGCAGAAACGCGCACAUCGCGCACAGGCGGGUGUGCAUGACAAACUGCCCGACCCUCAUUGUCACUGUUGGACUUCCAGCUCGAGGAAAGACUUACAUUUCAAAGAAGCUCACUCGCUAUUUAAACUGGAUUGGUGUGCCAACCAAAGAGUUCAAUGUUGGCCAGUACCGGAGGGAGUGUCUGAAGAUCUACAGGUCAUUUGAGUUCUUCCGUCCAGAUAAUGAAGAAGGUUUGAGAAUCAGACGACAGUGUGCGUUGGCAGCACUCAAUGAUGUCCGUCAGUACCUGAGUGUCGAAGGAGGACAGGUGGCGGUGUUCGAUGCCACAAAUACGACAAGAGAAAGGAGAGGAACUAUUGUCAAGUUUGCUGAGCAGAAUGGCUUCAAGGUGUUUUUUGUGGAGUCUGUGUGUGAGGACCCAGAUGUCAUUGCACAGAAUAUCGUGCAAGUGAAGUUGGACAGUCCAGACUACCUCCACUGCAACACAGAGGAGGCCGUUGAGGACUUCAUGAAGAGGAUCAAGUGUUACGAGUCGUCCUAUCAGCCUCUGGACGAGGUCCUGGACAGGGAUCUGUCCUAUAUAAAGAUCAUGGACGUGGGCUGCCGCUACCUGGUGAACCGCGUCCUCGACCACAUCCAAAGCCGAAUUGUCUACUACCUGAUGAACAUCCACAUCACGCCACGCUCCAUCUACCUGUGUCGCCACGGGGAGAGCGACCUCAACAUCAAGGGGCGGAUCGGAGGAGACUCUGGCUUAUCGGCCAGAGGAAAAGAGUACGCCAAAAGUCUGAGGAAAUUCAUCCAGGAGCAGAAAAUCAACGAUCUGAAAGUGUGGACCAGUCAGAUGAAGAGGACCAUCCAGACAGCCGAGUGCCUGGAGGUGCCCUACGAACAAUGGAAGUCCCUCAACGAAAUCGACGCUGGGGUGUGUGAGGAAAUGAGGUACGAGGAGAUUCAGGAGCACUUCCCUCUGGAGUUUGCUCUCAGAGACCAAGACAAGUACCGCUACCGCUAUCCUAAAGGAGAGUCCUACGAGGACCUGGUGCAGCGACUGGAGCCAGUGAUCAUGGAGUUGGAGAGACAGGAGAACGUUCUGGUGGUUUGUCACCAGGCCGUCAUGCGUUGUCUUCUGGCAUAUUUCCUGGACAAGACUGCAGAUGAGUUGCCUUAUCUUAAGUGUCCUUUGCACACAGUAUUGAAGUUGACCCCCAUGGCUUACGGAUGUAAAGUGGAGUCCGUCUGUUUAGGCGUGGACUCUGUGAACACACACAGAGACCGACCGGAGGUAGGUGUCCCAGGCAGCACACAGAAAUGUCCGUCAGUGGACGACGUAGACAACUUCAGCCCACCUCAGGGAUGAUUCACCUCCAGUUAGAUACGCUGUGUGACGGUCUUUAAUGCUUUAGAGGCGCAUUGUACGAGUUCCAUCGCAUUUAGUGUGUAUGUCCCUUCUAACGAUGUCCUGCUGAUCCGUCCGUCUCUUCCAAUUGCACCGAGAAUGUAAGAAUCAUUCACUCCUGCCAGUGACCCCUGACUGCAAUCAAGACAGCUGUGACUGUUGACAGUGCUACCUCGGCCUUUAUUUGCUUUCUUUGGGGUUUUCUUGUCUAUUUUUGUCUAAAUUCAGAAAUGCUGCAAAUUACACAGAACAAAGUGGGGAAAAAUCAAACUAAAUAUUCACUGAAUAGAAACAGGUCUUAAAGGCUCAAGGUGACAGUUGCGUAUCUGUUCGCUGUCUGCCUCAACGCAACCGGCCUUCUUCCGCCACGUCUUGGUGCACCCAUGGGUGUCGACAAUAAGACUACGUCCAUAUUGUAUGCACAGUAUUGGUUUAUUUAGAAAAGCGCUAUGUAAAAUUAAAGUAUUAUUAUAUAUGUUUUUACUAGUUCCUGUGCAUUUCGUUUGAUUUGGCUUCUUCGUAGUGGCUCCAUAACUGGAAUCCCAAAACGGGGCCGAUCACUGCUGUGUUUGUGUGUCCAAAUGUGCUGUUAUAUUUGUUUUGGUUUGUGUUCGAGCUUGAGCUUUAAAUUGCUGUUUGAGACUAGAAUCAGGUUUGUGUUUGGGUCCAAAUCGAUGGUGAAUUAUGGAGGAAAAUGACAACAAUUACAUGCCUUUUUUAUGCUUUUUAAAACAGUCUUUAAAUACUGUGAAUGAUUUAGCAUUGUUUUGAUGUUGUUUUUUGUUACUAUUUGUAUGCAAGUGACUUACAUUUAACCUUAACAUACAUGUUGAUGCAUAUGACGCAGAUUGAAAUAUAUUUUUUAUUAACUCCUUGUUAACUCUUGUUUACUGCUUAAAUGUUAAGGCUUAAUCUACAAUGCCACUAAACCUCCAUUUCAAGAUGUUUGCUGUUCACCAUAAAAUAAUCACUAUUAUUGUCAAACUGGUAUUUGGUUAAUUUGCAUGUUUUAAUCAUUUCAUCAAUUAAAUGUUUUAGUUUGUGAAGGUCAUUGUAAAUAUAAAAAUGUAAGAUUUUAAGACUAAUUAUCUUACUUUUGAUGGUGAAUACAUAAAUGAUCAGUUAAUUUGUCUCAGACAACAACUUAUGUGUUAAACUACUGUCUAAAUGUUUUAAAUGUUUACUUUGACUUUGUCGUAUUUUAUUCUUAUUAUAUUAUAUUGCACCAAGUCAAAUUCCUCUAUGUGUAUCAUAUGUGGCAAUAAAUGGCUUGUGAUUGUGAUUCGGGGGUUUGAGUAGACUUGGUUUCAUUAAAGCAGUAAGUAAUGUUUGAAUUGUGAUCUAUAAUAAAAUAUUGACUUCUGCUUUUCCUCAA